CUAGCAUGUUAUUGCUUGGUUUAAUGCUCGUCCAGAUGCUCGUCUGAGCAUUUGCACCUGCAGAACUACAUAGACAGCUGCAAGUCGAAUUAUGACGCAGCUCGCAAGAAGAUCCCAGAUAUCGUCAGUAUGGCAUCUUGGGUCAUUCGGCUGACGAAAGCCGACAAAGAAAAAACUCCCUUGCUGGUGAGAAUUUCACAGAAAGAAGGCGGGCAUGACUUGGACCUCGAUCUUCUUGCUACAGAUGGUGAUGCUGCAUAUGUAGGAAAGGUGCGCCAACGAAGCCUGAAGAAAUUGCGAGCCAAAGCCUACGAUGGAAGCGACGACGAUUGGACAGCAAUCCUGUUGCAUCUCUUCAGAUGUAAAACAGGACCGAACCUCACCGCGACACAAAAGACCAGCCUGGACGUAAAGUGUUCAGUAUCCGGUAAAGACCCGAAGGGCACGCUGACCAUAUCCCUACUCAACAAGAUUGAGGACAUCACCCAGCAAUUAGGCUCUAUUGAGUUGCCUCAAACCGAAGAUACCGAUGAGAUUGAUCUUUUUGGCUGGGCGGUCCAAGUCAUUGACAAACGAGAUGAGCUGGAAAAUACCACGGAGGAAUUUCAAGAGACGGCAAGACUGAAGGAUGAAGUCGUCAACGCCCUUCAGGAGCAAAUCGAUGAGUUGGUCAAGGCAAAAGCAGAACAUGAAGAGCAACUGCUUGCCAAAUUUGCUGCUCUGCUGAACGAGAAGAAGCUGAAAAUCCGCAAUAUGCAACGAGUUCUUAGUACGGCGCAGGCAGAUCCCAGCAAACUCAAAGAAUUCCAGGGAGCCAAAGGAGAUGCGGCUCCUUCGCGUACACGACGAGGGACAAAACGACGGGCAGAGCCAGAACAGACGGAAGAAAGCGACGGCUUUGAGACCAUGGAUGUUGAUGACGUCGUCAAUAAUCCAGACGAGCAUGUAUCUUCUGAGUCAGGGCACUCCACUCCCAGUCCAGGCCCUGAGGAGACCGCAAGUGAGGAUGAAGACGAGGAUGUUCCCCCAACAUCACGCCUCCGAUCUCAGACAAGAAGUAAGGAAUCUAGGGAGAAAAAGAUUCCAACUACUUUACCUCCUCGCCGAGAAUUGCCUUUUCCCAGGCAAGCUACUGGCAAAGUGAGAGGUGUGACAGACAAGCCAGAGAAAGCUGCUGGAUCUGCUACACCGGCAGACGAUGAAGACGAAGAGACUGCUAGCGAAGAUGAUGAGUUAUGAAAUAGUCAAACGCAAGGACAUGAUUCUCGAAUGCAUAACGAAUAACCGUAUGGGUUGAUAUGAUAAUCAUUGGCUUUUAGAUGCCGCUUUGAGUUCUCAUGGCCUCUGGAUUUGAGGCAUAUGCCGAGAC
Messenger RNA from Exophiala oligosperma, 1369 nucleotides. RefSeq lists its product as uncharacterized. The coding region runs from base 130 to 1239 and encodes 369 amino acids. Gene Ontology annotation, cellular component: nucleus. Gene Ontology annotation, molecular function: DNA binding. Gene Ontology annotation, biological process: DNA recombination; double-strand break repair. The transcript has 2 exons. The record is from RefSeq and is a predicted model, not a curated record. Lineage: Eukaryota; Fungi; Ascomycota; Eurotiomycetes; Chaetothyriales; Herpotrichiellaceae.